UUAAUAUAUAAAUAUAUAUGUAUACAUAUAUAUGUAUAUUUAUUAUUCUAGCAACCUGUUCUCGUAGGUCUACAUGUGAACCAGCCUUUGCGGCCGUUAUCAUGACAACCCAAAUGGCGUUUAUAAAAAACAAACUCAGUACGUCAACAAACAACAAGUACUCGUAAUUUUCUAUUAUCAAUUAAUCCAGACUACCAUCUAAAAAAAAUUUAAAAACCAAAAAUGAAACCGGGUCAAGUGUGAAAGCAGCAAAAAUUAAACCAGUGUCUGGUAUCUGAAAUAUUUCAGCGGCAGCGUCACCAGGAAAAUUCUAACGUAAGCGAAAACAAAAACAAAGUAAACAAUGUUUGUUUAUUUAAGUAAAAAAAUAGCAAUACCAAAUAAUUACCGUCUUAAUUGCAUUGCCUGGAGCCAGAGACACGGCUACAUAGCAGUCGGUGGCGAGGAUGGGCUGCUGAAGGUCCUAAGAGUCGACUCUGCCGCGAAUCCUGGCAGUGGGAGCGGGAAAUCGCGUUCGUUGGCGGCUCCGAGUAACCUGAGCAUGAACCAGAGUCUCGAGGGGCACAAUGGACACGUGCAAGUGGUCACCUGGAAUGAGGAGUACCAAAAGCUGACCUCCAGUGACCAGAACGGAGUGAUAAUUGUCUGGAUGCUGUACAAGGGCUCAUGGUAUGAAGAGAUGAUCAACAAUCGCAACAAAUCUGUUGUCAAAGGCAUGGCCUGGAGUAUAGACGGGCAGAAAAUUUGUAUUGUUUAUGAGGACGGUGCUGUGAUAGUGGGUGCGGUUGAUGGUAAUCGUAUCUGGGGAAAAGAGCUGAAGAACACGUGGCUAUCUGCGGUCCAGUGGUCUCCCGAUGGGAAAUUGCUGCUGUUUGGUUUGAAGAACGGGGCGGUACAUUUGUAUGACAACCAGGGAGUUUUUCUGACUAAUAUUAAUAUGAAUUUACCAGCAAGUCCGCAGACAAUUGUGGCAAUUCAUUGGUACAAUGGCAAGUAUGGAUACACUGCUAUUGAUUGCCCUACUUUAGCUAUUUGUUAUGAAAGCGGAAUGAUACAACUGAUGCGAGAUGCUGCGGACAGCGAGCCGAUUAUCGUGGAAACUGGAAUCACAAAUGUCUGGUGCGCGUGGAACACUUAUGGGUCAACUCUGGCAGUCGUGGGGAUCCAGUCCACAAUAAUGAGCAAUGAAGCUAAAGACAACAAUGUCAUACAGUUUUACACUGCGUUCGGAAAGCGACUGAGGACUCUGAAGGUCCCGGGACGCGAAAUUACCGCGUGCUCUUGGGAAGGCGGCUCGCUGAGAGUCGCUCUGGCAGUUGAUUCCCAUAUUUACUUUGCCAACAUUCGGCCUAGUUACAAGUGGACGUACUUCAGCAACACUGUCGUCUUUACUAAUGAGAAAAUCCACAAAGACGGGACUUGUGUCACUUUCUGGAACACGAGCAACAACACUUGUUGCACGAAAUACGUAACUUCUUUGAUAUCAAUAGCUUCCGCUGGAGACCACUGCUGUCUGGCGGUUAAAAACGAGGUGUCUGUUGAGGAACCGUUUGCUCUGCUGGUCUGCAACACCAUCGCGACGACAAUUGACAUCAAGUACUUGAACCUGGAGCCCAUUUGGGUCUGCAUGAUAAGCACGUCAGUAAUCGUGGCUUCGAAGAAUAAUUUUAUGAUCUGGAAUUUCCGCACCCCGCGGACUGCGGCUCAGUCUAAAGUACGUCGGGACAAAAUUUAUCAUGUGGAUGACACACCGACUGGCGUCACUGAGGUGAUUCAUGACCUGGAUCGUGACAGGAAUUACGAGACUCCGCUUAAUAUGAAACCGAGUAUGGACCCAAUAAGUUGUCUGGCAGCGACUGAAAAAAUUCUACUUGUUGCGCGCGACUCUGGAAUGAUUCAACGGUACUCUUUGCCGCAUGUUACUUUGACGAAUCGGUACACCAGCUCGUCAAAGCCGGGACAGAUUGCGAUCAAUUGUAACUCAACUCGCGCUUCAAUAAUUGACGUCAACGGGGUGAUGACGAUGCUGGACUUGGAGCACAAGAAAGACAGCGAGCAGGAUGACGUCAGCAAGUUCGAGAGGAAAGACGUCUGGGCAAUGUGCUGGGCUCAAGACAAUCCUUCAUUACUGGCAAUUAUGGAGAAAGCCAGGAUGUACGUCUUACGUGGUCUUGAUCCAGAGGAGCCGAUAUCUUGCUCUGGGUACAUUUGUUCCUUUCAGGAGCUCGAGAUUCGCUGUGUCUUGCUGGAUGAUUUGAUGCAAAAACCCGAAGACACUAAACCCGAUUUAAUGCUGGAUCUUGAAGUUAAGUCGCUACGUGACACCAAAGAGCUUUUAACAAAAGUUGGAUUAAAAGAAGCUCAUGAUUUCAUUCAAGAUAAUCCUCACCCGCGACUUUGGCGUUUACUCGCCGAGUCUGCGCUCAAAGCGCGAGACCUAGAGAUGGCGGAGAAUGCAAUGGUCCGUUGUACAGAUUAUUUGGGAAUCCAAUUUAUCAAACGUCUCCAUUCUAUCCACAAUGAUCAGCUGAAGCGAGCAGAGGUCGCGGCUUUUCUCGGCAAUUACGACGAAGCCGAGAAACUUUAUCUCGAUUUAGACAGACGGGACUUGGCGAUAACCUUGAGACAAAAAUUGGGGGAUUAUUUCCGCGUGCUGCAGCUGAUGAAAAUGGGGAUCGCGGGAACUGAUAAACAGCUCGAGCAGGCGUACAAUAAAAUAGGAGAUCAUUUUGCUGAGAGACAGAACUGGGACAGCGCUAAAGAAUACUACGAGAAGGCGAGAAAUUUAGAGCAGUUGAUACAGUGCUACUACAAGCUUGAGAAUUAUGAUUUGCUAGCUGCGACCGUUGAUCAGCUGCCAGAUAAAUCAGUUACUUUAAAAACUGUCGCGCGGAUGCUGGCUUCUGUGGGAAUGUGCCAGCAGGCUGUCGAAGCUUACAUAAAAUAUGGAGACAUAAAGCAAGCUGUUGACACCUGCGUGCGAUUGAACCACUGGGACCAGGCGGUUGAUCUCGCCAAGACCUACAAGAUGGCCCAGAUCAAUGACCUGCUGAAUAAAUACGCGAACCACUUGCUGUCUAAUGGGAAGAGACUCCAAGCUAUCGAGUUGUACAAGACGGCGAAUUGUUUUCUUGCGGCUGCCAAGUUGCUGGUGAGUCUCGCAGAGCAACAGGCCAAGACCCGGGCGAAUCCGCUGAGGGUUAAGAAGCUCUACGUGCUCGCGGCUUUGCUCAUUGAGGAUCACAUCAACAGCGCGCCGAUGAAAAAAGGCGCGAGGAGCAACGUCAUGAUGGGAUUGAUGGAGAGCAACGAGGACUCGAGGGUGAUAGAAAAUGCUUGGAGAGGCGCCGAAGCUUAUCACUUUCUCUUGAUGACCAAUAGACAGAUUUACGCGGGAGAUACUGAUGCCGCGAUGAAGACUGCACUGAGACUGAGGGAAUACGAAGACAUUCUUGAGUGCGAGGAAAUUUACUCUCUGCUGGCUCUGGCCAGUGCCAACAACCAGGCGUUCGCUACUUGCUCGAAGGCUUUUAUCAAACUGGAGGGACUGAACGAGAUCCCGGAGAGCAAGAAGGAGGAGUACGAAGAACUGGCGCUGCAGAUUUUCAUAAAUCAUCCGCCGAAAGAUUCAAAAAGCAGCAAGUCGGAGUGCGUUAACUGCGAGACUCUUGUUCCUGAUUGGUGUGUCGCUUGUCCUAAUUGCGCGACGCGAUUUCCGGCUUGCGUUGUGUCGGGAAAACCGCUGAUGGAUCUCACCACGGCGUGGAUUUGCACCGUGUGCAGGCAUCACGCCGCCUCGGAGAGGGAUGUUGUUAAUAUUAAUGCCUGUCCACUUUGUCACAGUAUCAUUACGUAUAUGUAAAUUUAGAAUUAUUAAUUAUUUUUAGUUAUAUUUUUUUAGAUAUUUAAUUAAUAACGAUAAGAAAGGUAAGUUUUUAAAUGUUUUAAUUAAAAAAGUAAUAGAUUUCAUAGAAAAAUAAAUAAUUUAAUAGAUAAUUUAUAAAAAAAAAAGUGAAUGGAUUUGAAAAAUUGAAUUUAAAUUCUGUGAUUUUAAAUUAAAAUUUUUUUUUAUCAGUAUUUUUAUUAUUAUUUAUAUUUAAAAUUACUGACUAUGUUUAAUUAAUUGGCUGCCUGAUUUUGAAACCUGUCAAAAUAUUUAAUAAAUUUUUUUUUAAACUUACCAUGAAAAGAAUCAGGAGUUGAUUCGGGGUAAAUUUGAAUUUUAUAAUCAAAACUGACUCCGUAAUUUGAAAUCGCAGUUUUUUUUAAAUUACUCCGCAUGCGCAGUAAAUAAGUAAUUUUUUUCAGCGGUUUUAUUUCAGAGCGAUGUAAAUUUAAUUUCAAUUAUUCACUCAGAUACAGAGUUUUUAUAUUGAGAUAAAUUCCCCGGAGUCAAAUAACAAUUCAUCAACUCUUGGUUUUAAAAUUAGAUCAGCCGUGAAAUCCGUCAAAUAAAUUCAAAUGAAAAUUGUAUAGAAAUUAAACUCCAGCUUACUCUUUUUUUAAAUUUUAUUCUCGAUAUUUUUAUUAAUUAAUUUUUUACUCAUAAUUAAAUUUUAUCUGAAAUCAAAAUUUUUUAGCCAAAUAAUUUUACUAUUAAUUAUUUUGUAAGCCCAA
Molecule: messenger RNA, 4617 nt
Organism: Microplitis demolitor
Lineage: Eukaryota; Metazoa; Arthropoda; Insecta; Hymenoptera; Braconidae
Gene: Oseg4
Product: WD repeat-containing protein 35
Exons: 1
Coding region: 344-3862 (1172 amino acids)
Biological process (GO): non-motile cilium assembly; protein localization to cilium; intraciliary retrograde transport
Cellular component (GO): non-motile cilium; intraciliary transport particle A
Molecular function (GO): protein binding
Source: RefSeq, a predicted model, not a curated record